Molecule: messenger RNA, 774 nt
Organism: Paramecium sonneborni
Lineage: Eukaryota; Ciliophora; Oligohymenophorea; Peniculida; Parameciidae
Source: the annotation of a GenBank genome assembly
AUGAACAGAAAUGAAAAAUAGGAAAUAGAGUCAGGAUUGCGUAAUCUUUUAGAAGAAGUAUAUAUAGUUAAAUAUAUGAAAUUAGAUGAUGAUUUUUAAUAAUGAAAAGAUGAUUGGAAUUGAUCACUAUAAUUGUUUAGAUUUAAUACAAAAAAUAACAAAAUUGUUUCGAUAAUUAAAGAGUAGUAAUUUGGAAUAUAAGAAACUGGAAUUUGUUUUGUAAUAAUAAGAAGCAGAUAUUCGAAAUCAUAUUAGCGUAAGGAAAGAUUACUAAUCAUAGUUAGAAUAGUAGAUGAAAAUAUAUUAAGAUGGAUUGUAAACAAAAUUAGAAGAGGCAAAUGUUGAAGUCAAAAAAUUACAAAGAGAAAUCUAGAAAUUAAAGAAACUUAAGUAUGUGUAAUGUAUGAUAGUUGUUAAUCAGAAUUGAAGAAAAAAGAUUAGAGUCAGGAUGGAUCUACUUCUUAUCGAUAGGGUUCUCCAAAAAAAUAAUCUUCAUUCUCUUAACAUGGAGGUUAUACAUCACAUCGAAGUUCAUGUGAUGAACUUUUCAAGAGAUACAAUAAAUUACUGUAAAAUUAAUAGGCCUCUAUAAGUCAACGAUCAAAUAACAUUUAGAUUAGUUAAUAUAUGAUGAAAGGAAGAUAAACUUUAGCUGAAAUUAGCAAUAUAUAGCCAAGUAGAAGUCAAACUAAACUAAAUAAUAGUGUUAAUAAAAGUGGAUAUAAUAAUUCCAUUAAUUCAGAGGCAAUAAAAAACUUGCUCAAAAUGAAAUGA